This is a messenger RNA of Eruca vesicaria subsp. sativa (arugula), 3114 nucleotides long. NCBI's taxonomy places the organism in Eukaryota, Viridiplantae, Streptophyta, Magnoliopsida, Brassicales, Brassicaceae. The record is from the annotation of a GenBank genome assembly.
UGCUUGUAGUUUUGUCUGAAAGACUGUAACUUUGGUCAUGAAAUCACCUCUCUUAUCCGUAGCCUACUCUAGGGUUUUUGCUCUAUAGUCAAAAUCCCUUUUGGGUUCGUUCGCUGCUUUUGUUGAAUUCUUAGUUGUAUUUGUUUGUUUGUUGUUGUGUGGAAUUUAGGAGUGAAAAACGAUCUUGUUUAACUCUCCUGUAAAAGUUGAGACCUUUGGGAGAGAGUUUUUUCACGAUGGCUUUGGUGACUCCAAUUCCAGCUAUGAGCGAAAGAGCUGGAUCCAUGAGAUUCCAUGGCAUCACUAGCCCUGGUUCAAGGUCAAGUAGGAGCAGCCUCACGGAAGAACCUCUCUCACGCCUAAUUGAGGAGAAGAUCUUCGUUGCUGUUGAUAAACACGUGGCCAAGAGCAAGUCUACACUCAUCUGGGCGUUGCAGAACACUGGAGGGAAGAAGAUUUGCAUCAUUCACGUUCAUCAACCUUCCCAAAUGAUCCCAGUAAUGGGAGCCAAGUUUCCAGUUAGUUCUGUGAAGGAGGAAGAAGUCAGUGUUUUCAGGGAAAAAGAAAGGGAGAAAGUAAAUAGGAUCCUAGACGAGUAUCUUUGUAUAUGCCAGCAGAGAGGGGUAAGGGCAGAAAAGAUGUUUGUUGAAGCAGAAUCCAUAGAGAAUGGAAUUGUGCAACUUAUCUCGAAGCUGGGAAUCAGGAAGCUUGUCAUGGGAGCAGCAGGAGAUAAACACCAUUCAAAGAAAAUGACGGAACUCAAGUCCAGGAAAGCUAUUUUAGUACGACGAGAAGCUCCUGCUCCAUGUCAAAUAUGGUUUACUUGCAAAGGAUACUUAAUACAUACAAGGGAAGCUGCGGAUGAUAGUGAAUCAGAAAAUGCAUCUCCACGGCCUUCCAUAACUGCAAAAGAUCUACUUCAAGCUUUCUCCACACCAGAGUCUGAGCUUCUGCAUAAUAUAUCUCGAUUACAUAGCAAUGGAAGUUCAACUGAACACAGUGAGAGGGUGUCAAAUGGUUCGUUAAAUACAACUGAUGACGAGGAGAGAGAAUCUGACGGCCGUGGAGUAAGGGGAAGUACAACGGUUAUGAGUACUGUUGAUGAGAAUUCUGACAGCUCAUCUCCUUCCAAUUUUCCGGAUGGUGUGGAUGAUUCAUUUCAUGAUAAAAUCCGACAAGUAACGUCAGAGGCUCAGAGUUCAAAACGAGAAGCUUUUGCAGAGACUGUUAAGCGUCAGAAAGCUGAAAAGAUUGCACUUGAUGCAAUCAAAAGGGUUAAACAAUCAGAAAGUGCUUAUUCUGAGGAGUUAAAGCGAAGGAAAGAGACUGAGACAGCAGUAUCCAAAGAAAAAGAAAGAUUCGUAACAAUAAAAAAAGAACAGGAAGUAGUCAUGGGAGAAGUUCAAAGCGCAACGGCACAGAAAGAGAUACUUUGGAACCAAAUAGCAGAAGCUGAUGGUACAUUGCUACAGCUAAACCAGAAGCUUGACGUAGCCGUGAAUCUGUUACAAAAGUUAAAAGGUGAACGAGAAGAGUUACAGACAGAACGGGACAGUGCCCUCAGAGAAGCUGAGGAGUUAAGGAGGAGACGCACAGAGACUUCAACACUACAACAGUUACCUCAGUACUUCACUGAUUUUACCUUCUCAGAGAUUGAGGAAGCAACUAAUCGCUUUGAUUCGUCCCUGAAGAUUGGUGAAGGUGGGUAUGGGAGCAUCUACAUUGGCACACUGCGUCAUACUCAGGUGGCUAUAAAGAUAUUGAAUCCCAAGAGCUCACAAGGCCCUGUGGAGUAUCAACAAGAGGUUGAUGUGUUAAGCAAAAUGAGGCAUCCGAAUAUCAUCACACUAAUCGGAGCUUGUCCUGAGGGGUGGAGUCUUGUCUAUGAGUAUCUUCCUGAUGGAAGCCUUGAAGAUAAGCUUACUUGCAAGGACAACUCUCCACCUUUAUCAUGGCAAAACCGUGUACGCAUUGCCACUGAAGUAUGUGCAGCGCUUGUCUUUCUUCAUUCCAAUAAAGCUCAUAGCUUAGUACACGGUGAUUUGAAGCCUGGGAAUAUUCUUCUCGACGCUAACCUCGUUAGCAAGUUGAGUGACUUUGGAACGUGCUCGAUACUUCAUUCUAAUGGAAGCAGACGUGCAUCAACCGAAGUUACAGGCACAGCUGCUUACUUGGAUCCAGAAGCUUCUAGUAGUGGAAAGCUAACACCAAAGUCAGAUGUUUACUCGUUUGGGAUUGUAUUGUUGCGGUUAUUGACGGGGAGACCUGCUUUACGGAUAGCGAAUGAAGUCAAGUAUGCACUUGAUUCUGGUUCAUUAAUCAAACUUUUGGAUCCUUUAGCAGGUGACUGGCCCUUUGUUCAGGCUGAGCAGCUUGCUCGCUUGGCGUUGAGAUGCUGUGAGACUGUCAGUGAGAAUCGUCCGGACCUUGCUACUGAGGUUUGGAGGGUUCUUGAACCUAUGAGGGCUUCAAGUGGAGGAUCUUCAUCUUUCCAUCUCGGCCGUAACGAAAAACGCAUAGCUCCUCCAUACUUCAUUUGUCCCAUAUUCCAGGAAGUCAUGCAGGAUCCACACGUAGCUGCAGAUGGUUUCACAUAUGAAGCAGAGGCUAUAAGAGCGUGGCUGGACAGUGGACACGACACUUCACCGAUGACUAAUGGCAAGCUUUCACACAAUAGCUUAAUCCCUAACCUUGCUCUUCGGUCUGCAAUUCAGGAGUGGCUUCAACAUCAUUGUUGAAAUGAAAAACCCUUGUUAAAUCCUGCAUGUAAUCUCUCAUGAAAAGAAGUUAUCUUCCUUAUCCUUGUAUUCAUACAUAACGAUCCCUCCAUAGCAUAUAUUUUCCUACUUUUGUCAAAAAGCAUAGUGUAAAUCCUCCAUAUUUACCUGUUGAAAAAGAAAGGCUGGUGAGAUUUGUAUAUAUGUUCAGAUAGAAAGAAGGUUAUAUGUUUAUAUUGUUUGUCUGCAUAGAUAACAUAUAUUAAUUGCCUACUUUGUCAAAGCAUAGUGUAAAUCCUCCAUGUUUGUCAGAUAGUAAAAAAAGAAGAGGCUUCUGAGAUUUGUAUGUGUGUAUAUAUAUAUAUAUGUGUGUACUAUAUUUGGCAGAUGAAAAGGG